Messenger RNA from Helobdella robusta, 651 nucleotides. RefSeq lists its product as hypothetical. The transcript is spliced from 4 exons. Bases 1 to 651 code for a protein of 216 amino acids. NCBI's taxonomy places the organism in Eukaryota, Metazoa, Annelida, Clitellata, Rhynchobdellida, Glossiphoniidae. The record is from RefSeq and is a predicted model, not a curated record.
AUGGCGGCCGCAAAAGUUGUUAUCAAUGAAUUGUUGUUUUUUAUUUUCAAUAAUGGUGCAAAUUUGGAUAAUAACCGUUUAAUUAAUGUUAUUGCUGAUAAGUUUAAUACAGAUGAUUUUAAUUCUGCUAAAAAGUUAUUGCUUUCGGAUUUAGAACUUUUGAAUUCGUCGAAUAUUCCAAAAUUUGUAAUUCAUGGUAACGUUAAAAAACUGGAUAAAUUAAAGAACUUACUUGAACGUACAGACAUUUUUGAGGUUCUAAGCACUAGUACAAAAAUAUUAAUGGAGGUUAACAAAAGUAUGGCCAUGUUACAAGCUAAUAACACUCAAACAAUUAGUGCAAAACCGCAUGUUGCACAAAAAUCGACUCAAACACUGAGUAAUAACAAUUAUUCAAAACAGCCCAAUGCACAAACUACAGUUCAAUAUCAAGCCAACAACAAUCGAGCAAAUUUUUCAAAACCGACAGUUGCACAUCUCAAAGAACUACAACAAUUGGUAAAAGACAAGCAGCCCGGUCAAAGAUAUCAGCGAGCAAACAAAUCUUUUGACGCCAACAACAAGCCACUAGACGAUAGUACAAAAUCAAUAGUUAAAUCUGAAGACAACACUGUACAAAUGGACAACAACACCACCGACAACCAUGAAUAA